This is a messenger RNA of Haemonchus placei, 108 nucleotides long. Lineage: Eukaryota; Metazoa; Nematoda; Chromadorea; Rhabditida; Trichostrongylidae. The record is from the annotation of a GenBank genome assembly.
AUGGUGGAGUGCACAACUAGAAACGGCGAAUUCAGAGAGCAUUGCGAUCUUCUAGAAAUUCCCACAGACUUGACGAUCUCUUGUAGUAAGGGUUUUCGUAGAAUCUGA